AUGGUUGGCUCCUCAGCGGCCCACGGCAAAAGCAUUGUUUGCUGCUGGGGGGCUUUCUUAAUAGGGCCCGACUACCGCAUGGCUGCUGUUACUCUUUUUCUCAUAAUUGUUCCUUCCGCUUUCUACCAGGCCUUUACUGCGCCAUGGCUGGUGGCGCGUUACGGCGAGGGUUUGCGUUUGGUGUCUUUGUGUCUUUUGCUGAUUACAAUUUGCUGCUUUGCUGCAGCAGCAGCAACAGACCCCGGCAUUAUUCCCCGCCAUGAAAGUCCUUUGAUGGUCACAGACCCCACCACGAGACAGAGCAGAAACCGGUUGCCUCCCCGGCACCAAGACGUGCUGCUCUUUGCUCACCCAGUGCGCCUCAAGUACUGUUCAACCUGCAGCAUCUACAGACCCCCCAGGUCUGUGCACUGCGCCGUCUGCGAUAACUGCGUCGAGCGUUUUGACCACCACUGCCCCUGGGUGGGAAACUGCAUAGGCCGCAGGAACUACCGGGACGACGAGCGCGAGGCCCAGGCCUUCUUCGCCGCGGGCCUCGACCCCGACGCCGUGGAGGAGUCUUUGAUAGGCCGAGGGUUGCGGGCAGGGCCAGGGCAGGCUAGGGCGCGUCGCGCGGCGGAGCGUCGCUUGCGCGCGCGGGAUCGAUCCCGGGAUCGAUCCCGGGGAUCGAUCCCGCACCCCGGGAUCGCCUGGGAUCGUCUCCUCCAAGACGACGAAGAAGAAGCAGCAGAAAUGGAGCGGCUGCUGCAGCGGGUGCAGCAGCGGCGGCGGCACUUGGCAGCAGCAGCAGCACAAGGCGAAGCUAAUCUUCUGGCUGACUCAAAUCCCCGUCUUGUCGCCUUCGGCGCGGAGCACCAGCAAGCGGUGGACACUUUAUUUCGUUACUUCCUUUACCAUUUCUCGCUUUCCGCCUACAACAGCCAAAGCGUGGUCGCCCACGAAGAAGGCGAGCAGCAGCAGCAGCAGCAGCAGCAGCAGCAGCAGGAAGACGCAGGGAACCCUUACUAUUUGGAGAAGAUUCAGCAGCUCAUUUUAGCUGACAAGCAAAGCCUCGCUGUCGACGUGCGGCAUCUUCUCUUCGUUUCUGAGCAGCUCGUCAGGUGGAUUGAGCUGCACCCCACGCCAGCAAUACAGGUAGCUGCAGCAGCAGCAGCAGCAGCAGCAGCAGCAGGGGGGGGGCAGCGGGGGGGAGGGCAGAAGAAGCAACAGCAGCUGCAGCGGCAGCGGCGGCAGCGCGCCGCUGCAGGCACUUCCCCGUCCAGUUGCUGA
Molecule: messenger RNA, 1269 nt
Organism: Eimeria tenella
Lineage: Eukaryota; Apicomplexa; Conoidasida; Eucoccidiorida; Eimeriidae
Product: DNA replication licensing factor, putative
Exons: 12
Coding region: 1-1269 (422 amino acids)
Biological process (GO): peptidyl-L-cysteine S-palmitoylation; protein targeting to membrane
Cellular component (GO): endoplasmic reticulum; Golgi apparatus
Molecular function (GO): protein-cysteine S-palmitoyltransferase activity
Source: RefSeq, a predicted model, not a curated record